AACGGUGAUGUUUGGAGCAUGUUGUCGUUCCAAGGAACACUCUACGGCACCUUGUCGCCUUCAAAAGAGAUCGUGCAGCUAUAUCCACCACCGCUCGGCGGCGGCGACGGCAACCACGACUCUCAGCUGGUGGUUAUUGCUCAAAUUCCAAACAUGUUCGGCGACCACAUCCAUUUCUGCCAGCCUUUCCUGGUGGAGUCUGGCGGACGAAUGCUGGUCGCCGACCGGUAUCCACCUGCUGCUGCUGAAUUAGGAGGAGUAGGCUACGGGCUCUAUGAAGUGCACUUGCGAAGCGGCGAGCUGAUUCCGGUCAAGUGCCUGGGUGAUCGCGCGCUGUUCCUCAACUGCGAUCGCUGCCUCUGUUUCGGCCAGGGACCUCCCUUCUCUGAUGGGCAACUCCAUCUACUUCUCUGUAAAAAACGGAAGCGCUGUCGUGCUGCACUCGCUGACGACUGGACUGUCCGAGGACUUGGCGGAGCACUGCCAGAUACACAACAUGGUGGAUAGGAUCCGCCCCUCCGUGCGCCCCUUCACCAUUGCUGAUCAUCUUCUCACAUACUGUCAUCAUAGUGAGUGGGCUCAAGGACUCAUGUUUCACGAGUACCACCAUAUACCUGAAUGUUUCAAGGAGCUGAGGGAGAGCAUCCGGGCAAAUAUUUCAAAACUGCGCAUGCCGCCGCGCAGCAAAAGACAGUGAAUUUGUUAAAUCCUACCAGGGGUAACGUGAUACAGCUAGUACUACCUAUUACUUCUACUGUAUCUGAAGCAUAUUCCAUGGAACUGUAAGGAAUUAUUCGGGAUCCCAAAAAAGUCCCCAGUAGUGCGUUUACUAAGUAGGUAUUGGAUGGAAUUAUCCCACAGAUCUUCCUAUUUUUGUCUAGAUUAAAAACUCUCCACCAUGGGAGAGUAUUGAGGUGGAAGUGUAGUUCAGCAGAUUGACAGAAUUCACAAAA
Molecule: messenger RNA, 953 nt
Organism: Lolium perenne
Lineage: Eukaryota; Viridiplantae; Streptophyta; Magnoliopsida; Poales; Poaceae
Source: RefSeq, a predicted model, not a curated record